CGUUGGUAACAUCAGUGCGGCCAACACAUUGCGGCCAUAAACAAAAAUAAAAAACUCUUUGUGUUAAUUUUAAACAGUAUUAAGCAAUUUUAAGGUAAUUACAAUGUGAUAAACACUUCACUGUGUGUUGUAGAGUAUUUCUAUAUAGUUUAUGCGAGAUUUUAAUGAAGAAAUUGAAUAAAAAAGUUAGGUUAUGUAAGUGAGAAUGUGUUGGUAGAAAUCGUGGGUUUUUUCAAAAAAAUGGUAAUAAACCGGGGCGAAAUGAAACGCAAACGCCGCGACGAGUGUUCAUCCCCCUUACUCGACGAAAGCCCCAAAAGGACCAAAGUGCACGCGCAGCGCAAAUUCGCCCAAGGCUCCAACGUAAACAGCCCCGUUAUAACCCCAGUCAAAGAAAUCGAAAAACAAGAAGUGGACGUCCUUCCCGAACCCGUGGAGCUGCUCCCCAUCAAGAGACCAAACACCGAAGACUUCUUGACGUUUCUGUGCUUCAGGGGAACCCCAAUCCUCCCCCCGAGCUUGAAUUUCUUCAACACGGCUUCGAUAGUGGACACCAAUGGCCAAGUGCACGAAAUCAAGAGUGAAUCCCCGAAAAACGGCCCCAUUGACACUUCCACGAUCGCUAAAGCGGGCUCGGGGUCCUCCGACCGGCCGUUCAUUGCGUUUGGGGUCCGAAAACGCGCGGACCCCAUUGUUAUCAGCCGCCAAAUGGACAAAAAACGGCGGCAUGCUCUCGCAGUCCAAGCGUUGAGAAGGAAGUACCAGGAGCAAAGAAUGGCGAAAAUUCGGGCUGUUACCAUAAGCAAACUGUCGGAAAAAGUCGCCAGUAAAACGCUAGUUCGCUCGAAUUCCGUGUCGAAAACCGAAGCGGUUAAGAAAAACGCCACGGUUCAGAAAAGUAAAGUUAGCGUUGAACCGAAACAAGUGAAAGUGGCGACGCGUUCGGUUAAAACCGCCCUCAGGCCGCAGAUCAAGCAAAAAAUGUGUUUGCGCAGUUUCAGGGGACGGUUUGUGCAGAAAGAGUUGCAGUUUAGAAAUGUGAAGAAAAGGCCGUUGCCACCGGUUAAAAAACCGGUUAAGAAGAGUGAAGAAACGAGUGAAUAUUCGUCAGAUGAUGAUAAACCGUUGAAGACGUCGAAAAGUGUGGUCCCUAAAGUGGCGAAGAAGUCGGCGCCGGGGCCCAAAAAACCAAUAGAAAUCAAUUUCAGAAUUACCCGUUCGAAUAAAUUUCUGAACAACAAAAUCGUUUCAAGGCGACAACAGAUCAAACAACGGAUGUUGUUAUCCACACCGAAAACAACAGUCAAGCCUAGAACUUUAAGAUCGCAAACUGCGCAAAAAUCAAAGAUAGAAACGGCCAAAAAAGUUUUAAUAAAAAGCAAAGAAGUUGGUAAAAAAGAAACAGUUGUAAAGAAAUUAAUAGAAACAAAAACGAAAGAAUUAAAAGUUGAAGCUCUUAAAAAAUCAGAUCGUUUAAAGAAAGAUGUUUCUCCAAAAAUGGAAAAACCACCACCAAACGUCAAAAAAGACGUAGACAGUGGGAAGAAAACGAAAAUUGUUCCGAAACCAACGCCAAAAAAAGACGAAACAUCGAGUGAGAAGAAAGAUUUGGUUAAGAAGAAAGCUGUAAUGAAGAAAACGGCUCAAAAACCGGCCGAAAGUCCACCACGCAAAGACCCACCCAGUAAAAAAGUGGAUGAAGAUAAGAAAAUUGAUAAACCAACCGAACAAAUGGAAUCGAGAGCUUCUCAAAGACCGACUCGCAAAACCAAAGAAGCUGCCGCCAUCUAUAUGGAAAUUCUUAGUCACAAAUUAGUAAACGAGAGUCGACUCGAUGACGAUAAUGUCUCAAUUGACAGUUUCCCAGAAUUGCCAAAUGUGAAAAAAACCGAACAGAGGGAAAACGAAUUAAAAGCGAAAGCAAAAACGACGAAAACAUCGGAGAGUGAAAGUGAUACCAAAAAAUCACCGAAAAAGGAAAUGGAGGUGGAAAGUAAAGUUUUGAGGUCUGGUAGUGAUAAGAAGAAAAGUGAAGAAAAGGUGAAGAAAAGUGAAGAUAAGGUUAAGAAAAGUGAAGAACCGGUUUGUGAUCGUAAAACCCGAUCGGCGGUCGCUUCACCCUUGGAACUUAAGGUGCACAUAAAUGCGAUCGAGGUCACUUCCGAGAAGAAGAAAGAGAAGAAAGGCAAAGAAAAAUUCGAAGAUGAUGAAAGUUCGAACUCGGACGUCUCUGACAAUAAUUUGAAAAUGAAAGAUAAAAGUGGAAAAAGUGAUGAAGGGACUAAACGACAAACCAGAAACUCGUCACAAAACAUCAGGCAUUUGGAGGAUACUGAUGAUUCCGACGAGUCCUUUCGUGCUGACAUAAGGAUACCGAGGAAAAAACAAAUAACCAGAAGUAAAGUCUCAAAAAACUGUGACAGUGAGAACGACAAAAACUCUCUCAAAAAAUCGCUAAGAACGAAUUCGAGGAGUUACAGAGAGUGCAGUUCGAGUGAAUCUGACCAGUCCACCACCUCCGAUAUAAAACCGACCAUAGUUAAUAAAACCAAAAAAUUUACAAAAACGAGAAGUGUGCAAAAAGGGGAACAAAGCUUCAGCGAUUCGGACGAAGAACCACUUUCGAAACUAACACAAAAUAAACCUAGUGAUGGUAAAGAUAUUGCAAUUAAGGAAGAACCGAAAGAAAGUGGGGAAAAAGAAACCAAACCGAAGCGCGAAUGCGCCAAACGUCCCCAAAACUAUCUCCCGAUGUUCUCAUCAUCGGACGAAGACGAAAACUACUUUCAAGGUUUCAAAACCAAACCUGAAAAACCCAAAAUUACGACCAAACUGCCAUCGCCUGGCUGCUCUCACGCCAACACCACUGUGGACCUUAAAGACAUAAGCCGACGUUUCGGCAAAGAAAAGGUCAACAUGUCGACCGAACAGAUCGAAAAGUGGCUCAAAGACUCCGCCAUGGCUGGAAGUAGCGUCAAAAAUGAAAAUGACGCUAUGUUGAAGUUUGGUGAAAAAAUACCAACUGAGACCUCGCACAGUGUUGCCAAUUCCAUUGACACGGAGAAACUAAAAUCGUUGCUUAUUACAAACAUCGAAAAGAAGGAAGUGUCACCGAAAGGUCUUCCGAACGAAAUUAAGGCAAUUUUGGCCAAACCAAUGAUCACCGAUCGGAAAUUAAUUUUCCGCAAUAAAGAUCGAGUCGGGACCGUUGUAGGGGUUUCCCCCAAUGUCAACGCCUUCUCCGUCAGUAACGAGAGCAGUGUUUAUGCGUUUGGUGAAGAGGAGGACGUAAUGAAGACUCCUUUCAGGAGGCCAACUAGACGUCCAUCAAGCACUGCCACUUCAAGAUCGGAAGAUGAGUCCUCAAAAUUUGAGGAGUUUGCAAAAUUCCGCAAACCAACCCUUGUCAAGCAAGAAUCUGAAGAUAACUUACCUCUUGGUGGCACCGAAGAUAGCCCCUUCUUUACCCCACAGAGGGUAACUAAACCAAAAAUCGACAAAAAACCCAUGGUGCCACCAAAACCUCCCCUUAAACAAACCCCCAAAUCGUGCAAUUCUGACGCUUCGGAAGAGUUUAAAUACAAAGUACCAAGUUCGCCGAGCGCUAGCUCCUCAUCCAGUGCGAAAUUGUACAAACGACAAUGCACUAAACCUAAAAUCCGGGCGAGUGAAGUGGUUCCGGUCAAGUUACCAGAUUUUCCAGUCAACGGGGCACAGUUAGUGGAAGGACCGACUUUUCAUCCUAGUGAGAAGGAGUUUCAAGAUCCGUUGGAAUAUAUCGAGAAGAUUCGGCCCAAAGCUGAACAGUUCGGGAUUUGUCGGAUUGUACCACCGAGUACUUUUAAACCGGAGUGUAAAGUGACCGAUGAUAUGAGGUUUACUGCGUAUAAUCAGUACGUUCAUAAAAUGUUGCAUCGGUGGGGGCCCAACUUUAAGGAGUUGAUGGCGAUUAAGAAGUAUCUGUCCACGCAGAAUAUUAAUCUGACUCAUCCACCAUGGAUUGGCGGUAUGGAGAUUGACUUGCCACGUCUCUACCAAACCGUCCAGUCCCUCGGCGGUCUCAAAGAAGUCAUCGAGAAGAAGAAAUGGCCGAAAGUUUCCGACCUCAUGAAAAUACCAAAGUCGGCACAAGACAGAGUCACGAAACUAGACGACAUCUAUUGCAAAUAUCUAUUACCAUACGAUACUUUAUCACCUGCCGAACGCGAAAAAUUAUUUGACGAAGUCGAAACCGAAUGGGCAAAACGUGAGUCAAAAUCCCUCCUCAAAGCCCAACAAAACAUCGACGAUAACAACACUGAAAUCGAGUCGGAAUCCGACGAUGAAGCCGAAGAGUGUAUUGUCAAAGGGCGCAGUAUGGCACUGAAUGCGUUUUACCGAAUUGCAAGAAAUACAAUGAGUAUGUGGUUCAGGACUUGUGAACCGCCGGCCGAAGAGGUCGAGCAAGAGUUCUGGAAACAUGUAACUGUGAAACAAAACCAUAUUUGUGUCCAUUCGGGCUCGAUUGACUCCGGGAAUUGGGGCUACGGGUUUGCAGUCUCGAAAAAUAGCCCCUUUGCCAGACACGCGUGGAAUCUUAAAGUGCUAACGAAUAAUAGUGGGUCGGUACUAAGAUCCAUGGGUCCAGUUAUGGGCGUAACGGUACCAACCCUGCACGUGGGAAUGGUGUUCAGUUCGUGCUGCUGGUACCGCGACCCCCACAGCCUCCCAUGGAUCGAGUACCUCCACACUGGGGGUAACAAAAUCUGGUACGGUAUUCCCGACUCGACUAGUGGUGCUUUUCACACUGCGUUGAAAACCCUAGUACCUAAUUACUGUCGAAAUAAGAGUCUCUGGUUACCAUCAGACACAGUGAUGGUACCACCGAACCUCCUAGUCGAAAAUGGAGUCUCACUGUCUCGAAUUGUGCAAGAACCGGGACAGUUUAUUAUAGUUUUUCCUAAAGCGUUCACCUCGAGUUUAAGUACCGGUUACGUGGUGUCCGAAAGUGUGUAUUUCGCGCCUUCCUAUUGGCUGAAGACCGGCAGACUUGUUUUUAACGAGCUGAGAAACAGUUGCGAACCGUCGAUGUUUUCGUUCGAUAGACUUUUGUUAAGUAUAGUGAACGACGCGAGGUCGAAUGUGGAGGUUUUGAAGCAGAUUAUACCAGCGGUUCAGGAGCUAUGUGAUAAGGAAAAGUCGGCGAGAGAAAGGGUUAGAAAGUUGGGCGUGUCAGCGACGGAAAAAUUGCCUCUGCCGGACGCCCCAAAAAAGAAAAAGAAGCUUCAUAAUGAAGAUGGGGAGUACGAGUGUGAAAUUUGCAGAAUGAAUCUUUUUGUUUCAAUGGUGAUCGAAUCGCAGGAAGACCUGGUUUAUUGUCUAGACCAUGCGGCUGAACAAAUCGAACAGAAGAAAAUACAAUGCAAGAACUGUACUUUGAGUUUUACGUACGAUGAUACGGAGUUGGAUGGACUGGUUGAUAAAAUCAAGUCGGCGAUUUGUAACAAAUUGCAAAAGAAAGUACCUAACCGAUUUACAGGGAUGCCAACGUUGCUUAAAUGAAUUCAGCGUGCAAAUAUUUUAUUGUAGAUUGAUGUAUUUUUUUAGGUUGGUAUUGUGUGGAUUUUUCUUUACAUAAACGAUUUUAGUCAUAA
Molecule: messenger RNA, 5633 nt
Organism: Tribolium castaneum (red flour beetle)
Lineage: Eukaryota; Metazoa; Arthropoda; Insecta; Coleoptera; Tenebrionidae
Gene: Jarid2
Product: Jumonji, AT rich interactive domain 2
Exons: 7
Coding region: 241-5541 (1766 amino acids)
Biological process (GO): regulation of gene expression; chromatin remodeling
Cellular component (GO): chromatin; nucleus
Molecular function (GO): DNA binding
Source: RefSeq, a predicted model, not a curated record